UAUCAUAAUAAUAUUACAAAUAUAAAUAUUUAAAUGGGUUAGUGUAAAUGUGCUACAUAAUGUUGUUAAAAGGAUGAAUUAACAUCAUAAAAAAUAUCGACCAGAUCCAUUCAAGUUUCCAUCAAGCAUCACAAACCUCAGAAAGAUUAGAACUCAGAUAAAAUAGAUGCCCUUAUUAACAAUGAUUUUGACUCAGCCAUUAUGAAGAAUUCAAUGCGCAGCAAAGUCUCCAACCAAGAGAUCUCCUAAAAUUUGAUGACAACCCAACAUCCCAUACCCUAACAAGUUAUCGACACCAAUCAAACGAAAGAGCGUAAAUUGCUUCCAGUACUUUUUCAACUUAACUAGAUUAUGCUAAUGCCAAAUGGAACCAAAUAUGAAGGACAAUGGCUCAAUGGUAUGAGAGAUGGCUAUGGAAAAUAGUUAUGGCCAGAUGGAUCAAUUUAUGAAGGGUAAUGGAAACAAGAUAAAUCAAAUGGAUAAGUAAGCGACUUUUAAAAUCAAGGGAAAACUAAUUCAUGCUGACGGAGACAUCUAUGAUGGAGAAUGGGUAGAUGAUGCAGCUUGCGGUAAAGGAACUUAUGUGCAUUUUAAUGGAGCCAGAUACGAAGGGGAAUGGCUUAACGACAACCAACAUGGUUAUGGUAUCGAAGUCUGGCCUGAUGGAGCAAAGUACGAAGGUCAGUAUUAAUUUGGUAAAAAGAAUGGACAAGGACAAUUAACCUUUGUUGAUUCUGCUAGUUAUGAAGGUAAAAUUCACUUGUAAAGGAAAGGUAAUUUCAUUGACAACGAGAUUUCUGGAUUUGGGGUUUACAAAUGGCCAGAUGGAAGAGAAUAUGUUGGGAAUUGGUUAGAUAACAAAAUGCAUGGAGAAGGCACUCUUAAAUGGCCAGAUGGAAAAUGCUACAAAGGAGUAUCUUCUAUCUUUUAUUAAAGAAUUAUCAAUAAGAUAAAAAACAAGGUAGAGGUGUGUUCUAUUUUGGAGAUGGUAGAAAAUAUGCAGGAACUUGGAUUAAUGGGAAAUAAUCUGGUGUUGGAAUAUAUUAUCAGAGUGAAAAAUAAUACAGAAUUGGAAUGUGGCAAAAUGGGUAGAGAGUAAAAUGGCUCAAUGAUGAAGAAGUGGAAGGUAAAAAAGACUUAAUCACUCAACUCUUAGAGUUGUGA
Messenger RNA from Paramecium octaurelia, 1164 nucleotides. The record is from the annotation of a GenBank genome assembly. NCBI's taxonomy places the organism in Eukaryota, Ciliophora, Oligohymenophorea, Peniculida, Parameciidae.